Molecule: messenger RNA, 1068 nt
Organism: Meira miltonrushii
Lineage: Eukaryota; Fungi; Basidiomycota; Exobasidiomycetes; Exobasidiales; Brachybasidiaceae
Exons: 1
Coding region: 53-1033 (326 amino acids)
Source: RefSeq, a predicted model, not a curated record
CUCCUUUUCCUUACUACUUCUAUAUCCUACCCCACUCAAACACUCACUAAAGAUGGUUCAUUUCAACGCUUUCUUGGCUGCUGCCUUGGUCGCUAUCGCCGCUAACGGUUUGACAUCUCAAGCUGCUCCUACCACAAUGUUGUGCAAUGCUGUUGACUCUAAGGAUGUCUCUGAACAAGCAGAUGGCUCUUCAUUGAUCUCAAUGGGAUCCAUUAGCUUCGGAUCGGGCAACGAAAUCGCUGAUGGUAACCUUGCUUCAGGCUCAUAUAACAAAAAUAAUAAAAAUAAUGGAAAUUCAAACACAGGUCUAAAGUCCCGUGAUGGCAUCGAUUUCCUCUCAGGCAACAGUGCAGGAAAUGGAAAUUUCGCCUUCGGAUCGUUCAAUUCUCAUGAUUCAAACAAUGGAAACGGUGACACCGGCUUCCGUCGUCGUGAUGGCGUUCAAUUCGGGUCGGGCAAUAGCAUCGGAAACCAAAAUUUCGGCUUUGGCUCGUUCAAUUCUCAUGAUUCAAACAAUGGAAACGGUGACACCGGCUUCCGUCGUCGUGAUGGCGUUCAAUUCGGGUCGGGCAAUAGCAUCGGAAACCAAAAUUUCGGCUUUGGCAGCUUUAAUGAUCAUGACAGCUGGAAUGGUGACCAAGAUUCCGGUUUUGUUGCUAAACGUCUUGCUCCAGGAGACUAUGGAAGCAAAAAUUCCAUCUUGAAUGGUAACCUAGCCUUCGGAUCGUUCAACCAAAAUGACCAAAACAACGGGAAUGGUAAUACUGGCUACAAAAGUUCCAAAAGAAGUGCACCAGACUUCAGCUUUGGAUCGGGCAACUCUCUUCUUAACCAGAACGGCGCCGUAGGCAGUUUCAACCAAUGGGACCAAAACAACGGUAAUGGUGACACAGGUUUCAAAGGAUCCAAGAGAAGUGCACCAAGCUUCAGCUUUGGAUCGGGCAACUCUCUUCUUAACCAAAAUGGCGCCGUAGGAAGCUUUAAUUCGGGUGAUGAAGGCAAUGGUGAUGGUAACACUGGUUUCAAGGCCUAGUUCUUGAUCCUUUUUUAUUUUGUCGCCAUCUUAAU